This is a messenger RNA of Sphenostylis stenocarpa, 360 nucleotides long. Lineage: Eukaryota; Viridiplantae; Streptophyta; Magnoliopsida; Fabales; Fabaceae. The record is from the annotation of a GenBank genome assembly.
AUGAAGGUCGAUAACGGCGAGAUGGGGUUCUUAGGUGGGGAUAGUGGCGAUCGAUUGGUGGGGCGCGGCACAGGCCAGUGGUUGCUGGCCACGCGGUCGGCACUACAGGGAGGAAGCACGACGGAGAUUAGGAAGAUGCGACCCACACUAAUGGGGGGGCAACAAAUUAGGAUGCUGGGAAUGAGAGGGGGAGAGGGAAUUGGUGAGACUAGGGUGAAGGAGCAGUGGGUCGCAGUGAGGGCUAUGGCUGAUGCGGUGGAGGUCGAGGUUGUCGUGUACCUGAGUGGGAGGCGACAUAGGCUGGCCAGUGUGGAGGCAAGGGGUUCGCAGUUUUUGCUCCCGAGGGUGGUGCGGUGGUGA